AAAGUCCAGGUUAACAGCAAAAUCAAUCUUUCCAAUAAGUUGGGUUUUGCUACUUAAAAAUAUCUUUAAAAAAUAGUUGCAACACUAGUAAAACUUCCCCUUAUAGCUAAUUGCACUGCGUCAGCUGAUUCUCAAGCUUUCAUAGAGAAACUGGCACUCUAGCUUUCUAAUAAGAGGACAUGCAUACACGUUACUCCUCCCUCUCUUCAGCAGUGGUUUUCAAAAUCAGCAGAAGUUCUUAAAACACAAAUGAACAGAUAAGAAAAUCUUCACAAAUGGCUACGCCUUCAGCUGAUUUACUGACCACUCUUCCACACAAGAAAGCCUUUUGGGGUAACCAAACUGAUCUAGCCACGAAUGCCACAGAAAUUCAACGCAGUGCAAGCUGUUCCUUAGAAGACGAUGCACUGUCAUUUGCUUUCAUAUUUUUUUACUCUGUUAUUUUUGUCAUUGGAUUGGUUGGAAAUAUUAUAGCCCUGUUUGCAUUCCUGUGCAUUCACCAGAAAAGGAAUUCCAUCCAAGUUUACUUGCUAAAUGUAGCCAUUGCAGACCUUUUGCUGAUCUUCUGUCUUCCCUUCCGAAUACUGUACCACAUUAGCAAGAACACGUGGAUGUUUGGACGGAUUUUAUGCAAAAUUGUAGGAACUCUAUUUUACAUGAACAUGUACAUCAGCAUAGUACUGUUGGGACUAAUUAGCCUAGAUCGUUAUGUAAAAAUAAAUAAGUCUGUGAAACGGCCUAAGAUGUUAACUACUACUCGAAGUAUACAUAUUUGUUGCAUUGUAUGGGCACUUGCACUAAUGGGAUUUUUAUUAGUAGUUGCACCAUCUCUUUUUAGAAGCGAGGACAGCAAUUCUACCUUGUGCUUUCAUUAUCGGAAUAAAAAGAAUGCAAUGACAGAAGCAGUUUUAAAUUAUAUUAUUGUCAUCAUUUUUUGGACAGUUUUUCUCCUUUUGAUACUUUCGUAUGUUAAAAUCGCCAAGAACCUACUGAAAAUUUCAAGGAAAAGAGCUAAUUUUCCCAAUGCAGCAAAAUAUACGAAGACAGCAAGGAAUUCCUUCAUUGUACUCAUUAUUUUCACCAUAUGUUUUGUUCCAUACCACAUCUUCCGAUUUGUCUACAUUACAUCACAGUUACAAAAUCCAUCUUGUUACUGGAAGGGAAUAAUUCACACAUGUAAUGAGGUUAUGCUCAUAUUUUCAUCUUUUAACAGCUGCUUAGACCCAGUUAUGUAUUUCCUAAUGUCCAGCAGUGUACGUAAGACUGUACUCCAACUUAUUUGUAGAAGAAUUCACGGAGAUUCAAGUGUAACUCUGGAAAGUACUUCAGAAAUAAAACUUGGACAAUAUACACAAGAGCGAUUAUCUACUAUCACUCCGCACUCAAGUUCUGUAAAGAAGAAGCCUGACUUAAUCAAGUAAAGAGAUAACACCUCCUCUCACUGUCACUUCAGGACAUCAACUUAAGAUACACCAAAUACAAUACUGAAUGGAUAUGAACCUUGUUUUGUUCUUCCCUUUACAAAAUGAGAAGUCUUACUUCUGUUUGUGAAAACGAGAAGCAACUUCUCAGAAGUACUUCACUCUUGUUUAUCUGAGAAAACAAAACAGGAAACUUCCUUCAAGUUAUCUCAGACACCUACUGUGGGACUAACCUGGAACACUAAGUCUUUGGGGAGAUUUCCACAAAGUGGUUUGAGCCUGUAUAAGGAAUCUUGUAUACAGAUGUUAAUAUUAGCAAUUUGUGUAUAUAAACAGAUGCAUUUUGCAGAAGUAAUGCGUCCUAUUCAAAAGAGUUAUCUGAAUCAUUAAAGACUUUAUGUACUCUCUGCUUUAACAGGUUUCAAAGAGAUCAGCAUUUAACUGCAUUUGCAGAACUAUUUUUUGCAAGGAAAUAUUUGAGAAUUUAGCAACAUAUGUGGCUCAAACAUGAGGUAAAGAACACAGCUGCCAUUGAUUCAGUUAUAAUUACUGAAGAUUCACUUCAUUAAAUACCAAAACUAAAAUAUUCAAGCCUCCUAAGCCCUUUAUUAUAUUUUCAACAUUUUAAUGAAUUUCAGGGUUGAGUACUUGAGGAAAAGUUAAGCACUGCUUAGGAAAUUUGCGAAGGAGAGAUGACAUAUGAGUAUUUUCAGCUAGCUAGGAUUUCCUAAAAAAUGCGAACAACAAAUUUGGUGGCUUCAGCUACACAAAGUAUUUCAACUAGGAAAAAACUGAGCAUACAGAGCAGAACAGAAAAAUUAGCUGUUGUGAACACUGAAAGCAUCAGCUCUGAUCUUUGUUCAGGAUCAGUCACCUAGUCUACUUACAGGUUUAUGGAUUCAGGUGCAAAGUAAAAUUUUCAACUGUAAGGUUGUUUAAAACAGGAGGGGCUGAAGGUGGAGCUUGUUAGACCAAAAGACAUGCAAAUAGACACUUAUACUGAGAACAAUUUACAUGCCUAGCAUGAGAAUCCAGAAAGAUGAACUAUUUAGAUACUAGAUGUUAGAUACUAGCUCUGCAAAAGAAGAUUCUAUUAUGCUUAACACAUACAAACAAUAUUGCUCAGUUUAGCUGAAAGAAUUUGAUAUUAAUAUGAUUAUCAGUAACUUCUCUAAUAGAUCAUGUGGCUUUUUACCUAAUCUAUCACAAAAUGUGCAGAUUUUUAUUAAUCCAGCAAAAUAUUCUCAUUUUAUAGAAGCUAGUUAUAAAAUUCCUAUUGAACAAAGCAAGUAUAAAAUUCACCUCCGCAAGGUUAUCACCAUGGUUUAAUUUUUAUGUGGUUUUACUUCAGUUUCAGUACUCUAGUUUUGGAUGGGAUAGAGGUAAUUUUUUCCUAGUAGCUGGUAUGGUGCUGCAUUUUGGAUUUGUGAUGAAAAUGACAACACACCAAUGUUCUGUUUGUUGCUAAGCAGUGCUGUAUGGAGUCAAGGACUCUUCUGACUCUCAUGCUGCCCUGCCAGUGAGGAACUGAGGGUGCAUAAGAAGCAAGAAGUGAACAGAACCAGGAUGCUGACCCAAAUUGGCCAGUGGGACAUCCCAUACCAUAUGGUGUCAUGCUAAGCAAUAAAAGUUGGGGUAAAGAAGCAGAAGAAGGGCAUGUUCAGAGUGAUGAUACUCAUCUUUCCAGAAACAGUAAGGCAAAAUGAGCUAUUCUGUAGGUGGCUGAACUCCUGUCUGCCAGUGGGAAGCAGCAAAAGAAUUCCUUGAUUUGCUUUGCCUGCAUGUGUGGCUUUUGAUUUACCUAGUAAAAUUGUCUUUACCUAAAUAUGAAUUCUGACAUUUUUAGCUUCCCCAUCAUCUCCACCAGCUGUGGGGGAAGGUGAGUAAGCAGCUGCAUGGGACUGAAACACCUGCUGGGUUAAAGCACAAUAUUUCCAGAAAGGGGGUGUAAACACUUUGUCAAAUCAAAAUACAAUGGUAAGGUAAAAAAAACCUGAACAUUCACCAAAAAGAUUACAACUCAUGGACACCACACUACUGCAAAAAAACAUUUUAGUAUUCCAGACGUGCUUUAGUAAACUAUUUAACACUUACUUGCUUACUAAAACUUCAUUUUGUAAACAACUAAAUUCAUGAAAAGGCAACAGGAAAAUGUCACUACAGUACAGCAAGUUCUGGUUCAUUAUCUGGUUCAUUCUGGUCCACUACGUGAACACUAUUAUGUAGGCUUGUUUGUUGCAAUUUUAAUAGUGAAAGCUAUUAAGUAUAUUCUUAAGAGGAAGUAUGCUCUGCAUUACAGACAUUCUUUACAGAUUGUAGACUAGAGCCAUGUAUAAUAUGGCUCAAUAAUCAACAGAUGAUUAAAAAAAGAACUUAGAAGAAACAUGAAAGAGUGAUACAUUCCCAGGACUGCAUAUUACACCACGUACUACUUCACUUUAAUUAACCUCUGUGCUUAAGGAAUGAAAAGCAUAUGUGACCCAAAACUUUUAAGAGAUUUCAGAAGCUACAGUUCAGUGUUUGUAUUAGGCAACUGCAGCACCUACAAAGACUAAUAAAAUUAGGCAAGCUUGGGUAGAUAAGGGGUUUGAGGAAAAUCAUCUACCAUAAAAUCAGUUCUAGCAGUGCUGUUACAGAGGAGCUAGCAGAGGGGCUCUCCAGUAGUACUGAGAAGCACCAGGAUAAAGGGAAUAAUGGCAUACAUGAACUGUAACAAGAUCAUGUACAAAAGGUUCUAAAGAAUUUCAAAUGUUAGAGGCUAUUUCUUAUUUUGGAACUAGUUAAAAAAUGGAAAUAAAGCUUAAAAAAUACA
This is a messenger RNA of Numida meleagris (helmeted guineafowl), 4233 nucleotides long. RefSeq names its product G protein-coupled receptor 34 (gene GPR34). Bases 276 to 1421 code for a protein of 381 amino acids. Gene Ontology annotation, molecular function: G protein-coupled purinergic nucleotide receptor activity. The record is from RefSeq and is a predicted model, not a curated record. Gene Ontology annotation, cellular component: membrane. Lineage: Eukaryota; Metazoa; Chordata; Aves; Galliformes; Numididae. Gene Ontology annotation, biological process: G protein-coupled receptor signaling pathway. The transcript is spliced from 2 exons.